AUGAAUCGGCUAUUUGGGUCCAAGAAUAAUGCUCCAAAGCCGACCCUGAACAGUGCCAUCCAAAAUGUUGAGACAAGGAUCGAUUCAAUCGACGUCAAGUUGGCCAAAAUCAAUGCCGAGCUCUCCACAUACCAGCAGAAGCUGGGCAAAAUGCGCGACGGACCGGGCAAGCAAGCCAUCAAACAGAAAGCCCUCAAAGUACUGCAACAGCGCAAGAUGUAUGAGUCGCAGAGAGACCAAUUACAACAGCAGUCGUGGAACAUGGAACAAGCUGGGGUGAUGCAGGACAACCUGAAAAAUGUCAUGACUACGGUAGACGCAAUGAAGACCACAAACAAAGCACUGAAACAACAAUAUGGGAAGAUCAAUAUCGACAAGAUUGAACAGAUGCAGGAUGAGAUGGCGGAUCUGAUGGAAGUCGGCAAUGAGAUCAACGAGAGUAUAAGUCGAGCAUACGACGUACCCGAAGAUGUAGACGAGGCAGAGUUGGAUGCCGAACUUGAAGCCCUUGGAGAAGACAUGAUGUUUGAGCAAGCAGGCGCGGAAAGCGCGCCAGGCUUCUUACAAGAUGAAGUCGCGCCACCCCAGUUUGUUGAUGAACCUCCGGAAAACACCAAAGUCAAAGAAGCCGCUGGUGGCGUUGGCUAA
Molecule: messenger RNA, 648 nt
Organism: Exophiala viscosa
Lineage: Eukaryota; Fungi; Ascomycota; Eurotiomycetes; Chaetothyriales; Herpotrichiellaceae
Product: Snf7 family
Exons: 2
Coding region: 1-648 (215 amino acids)
Biological process (GO): vesicle budding from membrane; late endosome to vacuole transport via multivesicular body sorting pathway
Cellular component (GO): multivesicular body
Source: RefSeq, a predicted model, not a curated record